GGCUUUACGUCACUGAGGUGCGACCGGGUCGGGGCCGAGUCGCGGACGCCCGCCGGGCUGAGCUGUGGGCCGAGGCGGCGCUGCCGCGGUCGCUGGGUACGCGAUGCCUUGAACCUGGGAAACUAUGUGAAGCAACACUUUCUGGAUUUUGAAAGACAUCAUUUCAUCAUGGGACAGCAAAUUUCGGAUCAGACACAGUUGGUUAUUAGCAAGUUACCAGAAAAAGUAGCAAAACAUGUCACAUUGGUUCGAGAGAGUGGCUCCUUAACUUAUGAAGAAUUUCUUGGGAGAGUAGCUGAGCUUAAUGAUGUAACUGCUAAAGUGGCUUCUGGCCAGGAAAAACAUCUUCUCUUUGAGGUACAACCUGGGUCUGAUUCCUCUGCUUUUUGGAAAGUGGUUGUACGGGUGGUCUGUACCAAGAUUAACAAAAGCAGUGGCAUUGUAGAGGCAUCACGGAUCAUGAAUUUGUACCAGUUUAUUCAACUUUAUAAAGAUAUCACAAGUCAAGCAGCAGGAGUAUUAGCACAAAGCUCCACCUCUGAAGAACCUGAUGAAAGCUCAUCCUCUGUAACAUCUUGUCAGGCUAGUUUUUGGAUGGGAAGGGUAAAGCAGCUGACCGAUGAGGAGGAGUGUUGUAUCUGUAUGGACGGGCGAGUUGACCUCAUCCUGCCUUGUGCUCACAGCUUUUGUCAGAAGUGUAUUGAUAAAUGGAGUGAUCGACACAGGAAUUGCCCUAUUUGUCGCCUACAGAUGACUGGAGCAAAUGAAUCUUGGGUGGUAUCAGAUGCACCCACUGAAGAUGAUAUGGCUAACUAUAUUCUUAACAUGGCUGACGAGGCAGGCCAGCCCCACAGGCCGUGACCUUGGAGUGAAGGUCUUCUAUUGCUAUUGUAGGCUACAAAUAUUUGAUCAUGGGGGAAGAAUGCAAGGUUGUGGCACAGACACAGAAAAAUCAAUUUUCCCCACCCUUUUAUUUUUGCUACUCUGAUCAUUUGUCCCACUUUAAAAAAUAAACCUCCCAUGUCUUCCAUUUAUGGUAAACUAAAAUUUGCUACUGUUUUAGACCAUAUUUUCCUAUUAUUUACCUGUUCAAAUUUGUAUUACAACUAAUUCCUCCUGAAUUCUUUGCUAAAGGUAAAAGCAACACCUCCAGAGGCUUCUGAAACACUACUGUUUUGUGGGGCAGGAGUAUUCUGGAAUCUUUUUAGUUAGCUAUAAAAUAAACCUCAAAUAUUAAAAAGUUGUAGCCAUCUGAGAGAGGAAAUUUUAAGUGACUGAAAAUGUAGAAUACAUCAAAGUGCAUGUUACUACUUAAAACUAGUGUUUCUGCUGGAAUCUAAGGAGUAUAUAUGCCCCCUUGUGGUUAAUUAUUGCUCCUUUAAUAAUUUUUACUUGAAAUGAUCCACAAUUAUUUCAUAACUUGAGCAGUGUGUUUUGGAACUACUGUACUUAAAGAUUUUUUUGUUUGUUUUUGCCAUACUGUAUAAUUUGGGUGAGGCCUGUGAAGUUGGGUGUGACUUUCCCUUGCAAAUGGAUUUCUCCUGGGGAAUUUUCUUGGCUGUUCUGGAAAUGCUUUCCCACAGCUGCGUAACUGUUCAAAAUGGCUUUGAUAAUGCUCACACAUCUCGGAGUUUCAGAAGGAAACUUUUCUGCAUCACAAAUACUAAAUUUUGUAUUUCUAAAUUAUUAUAAGUCAUUUAAUAUUGGUUUAUGGUGCUUUUUUCCCCCCUUAACUUGAAAACAUCUUUCUGAGAUUUCAGGGUCCUCAAAUUUCAUAGAUUAAGAGACAAGAGGCCAGCAUGGUGGCUCAUACCUGUAUUCCGAGCACUUUGGGAGGCCAAGGCGGGUGCAUCACUUGAGGUUAGUAGUUCAAAACCAGCCUGGCCAACAUGGUGAAACCCUGUCUCUACUAAGAUACAAAAACUAGCUCAGUGUGGUAGCAAGCACCUGUGAUCUCAGCUACUCGAGAGGCUGAGGCAGGAGAAUCACUUGAACCUGGGAGGUGGAGGUUGUAAUGAGCCAAGAUUGUGCCACUGCAUGGCAGCCUGGAAGACAGAGCAAUUAAAAAAAAAAAAAAAAAAAAAGACAAGAAAAUAGAGUGAUGCUUUUUUACUGUAUAUACAUAAAAUAUGUCUGAAAAUUAGAAGAUAAUUUGGCAUUCUUGCUGUUUCACUGUACUUCCAUUGAAAUAUUCUCUCCAUUAAAAUAGUGUAAAAGAAUAUAGUAAUAAUGGAAUUGUGAUCUUCAGUCGCAACUUAACCUUUUUGGCUUAUCAACUAAAUUUCUAACAUUAACAUUUUGGCACGUCAUUAGGGCCUGCCUCCUUUAAAAUUUAACAUUCCACGUAACUUUUCUGACUUCUUCAUAAGUUGCAAAUAUUACUAUUUUCCUAAACCAGGGUACACAAUUUAAGUUGCCACUGAUUGAUGACAGAAUUUUUGGAUAAUAGGAUUUUAAUAGGCAAGCAAAUAAAAUUAAAUCAAUUUCAAGGAAAAACAUCUGAUAUUUCAAGGUAGCUUGAAAUUUCAAAUUCCAAGGUGGCUUGAUCUUGCCCCAAAAAAUGCUGAAGACAAAUCCAUUGACAUUCAUAAUAGGAUAGUUAAAUACCAAAUAGCUAACUACUCCCUAUGGAGGUUUAUGCAAGCAGAGUACCCGGGGUUCCAUCAUAUCAACCUGGCAAUGCACUUGGUGGUUAUGUGACCUUGAGAAAGUCUCUUACUGUUUGUAGGUUCCUACUUUAGAAACUGAGACUUUGUGGUUUUCCCACUAUGUCAGCAGUAAAAACUUUUUUCUUUUUCCAAGGAAAAUCUUAACACACAUGCAUACACACACAUCCUACCCCCCCAUAUAAAAGUCAUAUUUUAUUAUAAAUUUCCUUAUUAUAUAAACUUUAUAUACUAUAAAUAUGAUUAAGUCAACCAAUAAAGACACAUUAAUGCAUUGGUAAUAGCCAGUAUGUUUGAAUUUAAUGAGUAACACAUUUGUAUAAUGGGAGUUUUUUUUUAAAAAACAAAAAUUAAUUCAAGUCAAAUUUGCAGAACCCUGUGUCUCCUCCAUAGAUUCCUGGUAUUCCAUGGAACAUAUUUUGAAAACUUUGGGAUAGAUGAUCCACUGGGAUCUUUUCCAGCUCAAAGAUUUUAAAUUAUCCUUUUGGAUUAGACUUGCUGAGUUUAAUUCAGAUUGCCUCAUUUUAAAAUGUUUUUGAAACGUCAACAAAGUUAGCUUACAGAGUUUUGCAUCUUUCCAGGAAUAGCCAAUGAUUUUAUCACCGAGAAUCCUUCACCUUUCAAGGAAUUAUUUAACAAUGAGACAAGUGACUCAACAGGGCCCAAACCUUAUUAUUUUACAAUAUGAGCUCCAAGACACACACUGAUCUACUGUGAAUAUAAAAUAUUAUUAGCCUUAUCAAAUAUCCAAUAAAUGAGCACAGCUGUUUGUUUGCUCUAUUAAACUGGGUGAUAAUUCUUUAGAUGUGACUGUUAGGUAGGAUCUACUGUAAUAACUAAUCGUAAAAGUUGUAAAUUUGUUUGAUGGAUGAAAUGUACACUUUUUGUAUUCUGUACAGCUUUGUCUUUUUUAAAUAUGAAGUACUUAAAAGUACUUACUAUAAUAGGAAAUAUAAUGUGUGCCUUCUAGGAUUUGUGGUUUCAUGAACUCUAAGGAAUUUGUUUUAUAAGUUAUAAAGUUUUCCCUAUCCUAACUCAGUAAUAGAGGAUUUACUCUGAUCACGUAUAGAACCUUGGUUUGAGAAAAUGAAUUUGACUAUGUACUGAAUUUUGAGGUUGAGAAUAAUAGUAUCUAUGUUAUUCUUAGGACCACUGAUAAAUUAUGCAAUAAAUAAUCUUUCGCAAGUAAUUUUA
Messenger RNA from Saimiri boliviensis boliviensis (Bolivian squirrel monkey), 3860 nucleotides. RefSeq names its product ring finger protein 141 (gene RNF141). Lineage: Eukaryota; Metazoa; Chordata; Mammalia; Primates; Cebidae. Gene Ontology annotation, molecular function: ubiquitin-protein transferase activity. Gene Ontology annotation, biological process: protein autoubiquitination. The record is from RefSeq and is a predicted model, not a curated record.